Danio rerio (zebrafish) is the source of this 2088-nucleotide messenger RNA. The record is from RefSeq and is a predicted model, not a curated record. Lineage: Eukaryota; Metazoa; Chordata; Actinopteri; Cypriniformes; Danionidae.
AAGUGGUAGUGUGUACAAGAAGGGCUUUUAGCCAUUAGAAACAGAAACCGUAGAAAAAUAUAAACAUUGUAAUAAAGCAGUAACCAGUACUGGCUACAGCUAAAGUUUGUUGUUUAUGUGGGAUGUUUGUUGUAAUGUGUAUACUGUAAUGUUAAGCAGAAAUGAAUAGCAUCUGCGGCUAAAGCUACUUCGGAUGUUUGCGCGUUUACAGCUAUUGUGCUUUUCUAAAACAGUCUAAAUACUCGAAGCUUUAAGUGGUAAUGUGUACAUAAAGGGGUUUUAGCCAUCAGAAACAGAAACCGUAGAAAAAAUUAAACAUUGUAAUAAAACAUUAUCACUGACUAAGUUACAGCUAAAGUUUGUUUUGUAUGUGGGAUGUUUGUUGUAAUUUUUUUCACUGUACUUGCACGUGGUCUGCAGUUGUUUACAAUAAGAUCGGUAUGUUUUAAUCAAAUAAAGGUCAUUUUAAAACAUGUAUGUUUUCUUACAAAGGCCACGACGUCGACAAAGAGCAACAAGGUGGAUGUUGCUUGCCAGACAGAACCUUUUCACACAUCUUUACACAGUGUUGGUACCCAGUUGUCUUUUAGGACGCUUCAGGCUAAACGCAGGAGUACAAGUGUCCAGACAACAGUAUCCAGUUUUGAACUGACUGUACCAUCAGCGUCCUCUACUGCGUUUAUGACUUCGACACCCCUCAAACCUUCACUAAAAAGACCUCGUCUGGAGCUGGAGGAGGAGGAAGAAGAAGAAGCCGAAGAGACUUUGACAGAGUCAAAAAUUAUAGCCCAAGACUCGGAUGUGACAUUUGACCCUGCAGAGGAAUGCACAUCUGCAACUGAACCAACAGACUUGUCAAUCCAAGAAUUCCCAGUUCAUAACAUUGCCAAGUUCAUUGUUCAAGUUCAUGGAGCUCUUCAGUGACUGCCCAGUGUGUCAGAGGAGAUGUGAUGUAAAGUCACAACGGCUUGGGACAUUUCUGAGCGUACAGCAAGUCUGCCCACACUGCGAGUUUGUAAGAAAAUGGAACAGUCAGCCAAUUAUUGGUAGUCCUCCAGCUGGCAACCUGCAUCUUUCUGCUGCAGUCUACUUGAGCGGUGCAUCAUUUUUUGUAGUUGAAAAGGUAAUUAUCUAUCAAAAUUUAUCACAUUUCUUUUAGAAACAUAAUAUAAAUUUUGUCACAGGGUGCAUGCACAUUGUACUAAAAAUUCUCCUCUCUGUUGUCAGUUAUUUGCUGCCAUGAAACUACACAUUUUUAAAUAUAAUUCAUUUCGCCGUCAUGCAAGACUUUGCAUUGAACCUGCUAUUGUCCACAAGUGGAAAAAUUGGCAGAGUGAAAUGCUAGAACAGCUCAGUCGAAGAGAGAAUGUGAUUGUUGGAGGAGAUAUGAGGGCUGACUCCCCAGGUCACUCGGCCAAGUAUGGGAGUUAUACAAUGAUGGACCUUGCAACUAACACAGUGGUCGACCUACAGUUAGUCCAGAGUAAUGAGGUGGGUGGCAGUUACCAUAUGGAAAAAGAAGGCCUAAAGAGAAGCCUUGACCUGUUGGAUGCCCGCGGUGUUCGUCUGGAAUGCAUCAUCACAGACAGACAUCCUCAAAUACAGAAAUAUCUCAGGGAUCGAAAUGUCACUCAGUUUUACGAUGUGUGGCAUAUCGAGAAAGGAAUUUCCAAAAAACUGGACAAGAUAUGCCAGAUAAAGGGGUGUGAGAAGUUGCGUAAAUGGUUACGUAGCAUUAAAAACCACAUCUACUGGACUGCUGCAUCAUCCACAACAGGUCCUGAAAGAGUGGCAAAGUGGACCUCUAUCUUAAAGCAUGUACAAGACAAACAUGUACAUGAAGACCCCAAUUUUCCGGCUUGUCUGCAUCCGCAACGGAUAAGCAGAGACAAGAACAAAUGGCUGUCGGCUGCAACGAUGCCAUUCUACAAGCUGGAGAAAGUUCUCGCUAACAAGAGAAUAUUGAAGGAUGUGGCCAAGCUAAGUCCUCACCACCAGACGUCAACUGUUGAAGCUUUCCACAGCGUCAUACUGAGGUUUGCACCCAAAAAUGUGGUAUUCCCAUUUCUGGGGAUGCUUUGCAGGUAA